Messenger RNA from Egretta garzetta (little egret), 1955 nucleotides. RefSeq names its product coenzyme Q10B (gene COQ10B). The transcript has 5 exons. Bases 1017 to 1739 code for a protein of 240 amino acids. Gene Ontology annotation, molecular function: ubiquinone binding. The record is from RefSeq and is a predicted model, not a curated record. Lineage: Eukaryota; Metazoa; Chordata; Aves; Pelecaniformes; Ardeidae. Gene Ontology annotation, biological process: ubiquinone biosynthetic process; cellular respiration. Gene Ontology annotation, cellular component: mitochondrion.
UGGGGAAGGGGAGAGGGAAGGUGCUCCCAGCUCCCCUCCGGCUCUGCCUUCCGCCGGGGCGGCUGAGGUGCCCUCAGCUUCGGUAGCUGUUGGCUCCUUUCAACAGGUGCGGAUGGAAGAACAGGCAAUUUUCAGAUUAUAAACUCGCCUCUUCUCUGCUUGAGCCAGUUGCAUAAGUUUGAGCAAUCCGUAAGAGAAAGGAAAACUGAGUAGAACUCCCAGAUCUUUUCCCCUUCAGAUAACGCAACAAGUUCCUUACCCCCUGAUCACAUGUAAGGCUGGCUGGAACAACUCGAAACACAAAAUAUGCUUUGGGAGAAGAGCUGAUCUUGUAACUGGAAGAAAAAGAACAAGCAGAUGAGAGAGAGUGUAAUUUGAAAAUCUUAAGAGAGGAGGAAAAAAAGUUCACCUGUUACUACUGCUACGGCAGUGUUGCUGUGUUUCUUUGUUAAAUUCAAAGCCUUGCUCUCAAAACCAGUAAAAAGUGGAAUAAGGAUUGGUUCAUGAUGUCAAAUUUCAAGCAGUCGUUUGACAUAAUUGCUACUGUGCAGUGGUAUAAUCUGUCAUUUUACUUGGACCACAUUUCUUACUGUAUAUCCUUCGUGUUUUAAUCUUCAGGAUGUGUUUGCAAUAUUAAAAUUGUUCAAUCCUGGUAAACAAAAUUGCUAUUUUUUAAAUAAUAUGUGAGAGCCCUGAACUGGGGGCAAACCCAAUUAUUGGGAAGGGUGCUCAGCAUAAGGAAACUUGUUAAGUAACUGGCUGCAACCUAAGUUUGAAAAUUGUUUCCAGUAUAAGCGGUAAGAAUCUUGGCUGCUGGUUUUAAGUGAGCACGAGCCAACUCCGGAACGGUGCUGUAUUAUUUGUAGCCUUGAAGCCGGGUAUGCUUUCACAUCUUGCAGUUGUCAUCGGUGUACAUUCUGUACCUGUUGUCAACUGGGUGGACCCCUUACUGUGCUGGGUAGCAGACUUCAAGGACUCAGGUGGCAAAUUGGUCUCUUGAGCUUUUUCAGACUGAGAUGCUAAUGCCCACACUUGUUUGCAGAGCUCGUUUUUUGGGACGUGAACAGCUGUUGACAAAGAAUUUGAAUGAGAUCAACUCAUGUCUUGCAGACCAUAAAAUGGCCAUCAGGCACUUGGCUUCUUGCGGUAUUCUGAUGACCAGAAUUUCUCCUUUGCAAGUACCUGUAAUGAGCCAUACCUUUGCAAGAACUUUCUUCAACAUUGCUGCUCCACUAGUAAAUAAAAGAAAAGAAUAUUCUGAAAGAAGAAUUAUAGGGUAUUCUAUGCAGGAAAUGUAUGAAGUUGUUGCUGUUGUGGAGAAUUACAAACUAUUUGUUCCUUGGUGUAAAAAGUCAGAUAUUUUAUCGAAGCGCUCUGGAUACUGCAAAGCACAGCUAGAAAUAGGAUUCCCUCCUGUAGUAGAGAGGUAUACAUCGGUUGUUACCCUAGUGAGACCACACUUAGUGAAGGCAUCCUGCACAGAUGGAAAACUAUUUAAUCACUUGGAAACAGUGUGGCGUUUCAGCCCAGGAAUCCCUGGCUAUCCAAGGACAUGUACAUUGGAUUUUUCAGUUUCUUUUGAAUUUCGUUCACUUCUACACUCAAAACUGGCCACGCUGUUUUUUGAUGAAGUGGUAAAGCAGAUGGUAGCUGCCUUUGAAAGAAGAGCAUCCAAACUUCAUGGCCCAGAAACAAGCAUACCUCGGGAGCUGAUGCUUCAUGAAGUUCAUCACACAUAAAAGGGAAAACUCUAACAACGUUAUAAACUUGUGUGUGCACUUCUUUUGUACAAGAGGUGCUGUGCUCCUCCUUUGGGGCAUCGAUUUCCUACCUGAGCUUCGUGUGUAAUUUCACACCGUACAAAACACACCCCUUCAGCCAGACGCAUAUAGGAUGUUCAGCCUGCAGUCGAGUACAACUUAAAGUGUUACCGGUACCGAUGGGCAGCUGCUGUA